Messenger RNA from Scylla paramamosain (green mud crab), 2007 nucleotides. RefSeq names its product IQ and ubiquitin-like domain-containing protein. Gene Ontology annotation, cellular component: motile cilium; acrosomal vesicle. The record is from RefSeq and is a predicted model, not a curated record. Bases 667 to 1497 code for a protein of 276 amino acids. Gene Ontology annotation, biological process: cilium assembly. NCBI's taxonomy places the organism in Eukaryota, Metazoa, Arthropoda, Malacostraca, Decapoda, Portunidae. Gene Ontology annotation, molecular function: protein binding. The transcript has 12 exons.
CGGAUGGGCCGAGGGCGGCCCCCGUAGCCACCGUCAAGCUGGUGCUGGAAACUGGCGUGGGCGUGAUCACACGGGCGUGGCCCCUCAACCAGCCCCUGCACGCCCCUCAGGACACAGCUCAGCCACACCACGCAGGUGCCCCGCCCAGUACGUGCAGUUAGUGCUGCGUGGGCGGAUGCUGGGAGACGAGGCCACACUGCGGGGCGUGGGCGUGGAGGCGAACGAGACAGUGCAGGUGGGCGUGUCCUCCAAGCGCCCGCACACCCAUCCCCUCACCCUGCUGGCGCCCACCUCACCCCCCUCUGCCCACCCCGGACGUCAUCACGGUCAUUGUGUCAGAAGGUGGUGGUGUGGAGCGGGAGGUGGUGGUGGAGGUGGAGUGGGCGAGUGGACCCAAAGUGUGGCUGGGAGGAUUUCGCCACAAACUGUCUGGUCUCCACUACCACAACGCGGCCACGCAGACCCCUCGCGACGACUAGACCAGCACCGGGAAGGGUGACCCGUGGCUGCCAGACAGUGUGGGCGCGGACAAGAGGCACCCAGACCCGCCGCCACGCCCACACCCAGACCACCGCCCUGCACCCCUUGCUGGCCACGCCCACCCCAAUCAUCAUUACCCCACGCCCAUAUGUUCCUGCUAGACAAUAUGACGUGGCUAAGGUUGUAAUGGUGCAAAAAAUCGUGCGUGGUUUUCUUGGGCGGAGAAGGGCGACGAGAGUGGCAAGGGUGAGGGCAGCAGCGGCGGCGUGCACAAGGCGAGUGAGUGAGGCGGACAGCGAGGAGCAGCGUGUGAUCACUAGCCCCUCCUGCCCAAGCACUGAGGAGGACUUGGAGCCAAACCAGCGGCGAGAGUGGCUGGUGCCCCUGACACAGCUGUACGCGCGCCUGGAAAACUGGCGGCGAAGGCAGGUGGCGCUGGUGACGGAGACGCUGAAGGGACGGGAGCGGCGCGCGGCGUUGGUGGCGCUCUUAGACAAGGAGACGGAGUUGCUGAGGGCGCUGGAGACUCACCGCGGGAUUCGAACGGCGCGACGUAGGAACGCAGCUGUGGCACAUUUCCUGCAGGAGGUGGCGCGGCCUCAGGUGUGGGCGGUGAGUGGGCAUGUGGGCGGCGUGGAGGUGGAGACGCCGGACACUCACCCCAUCAGGACCCUGGCGGCACUGGCGACGGCACUCACUCAGGACGCCACGCCCGACGUGCGCGCUCACCACUUCCACACCCUCACUGCCACGGUCGCCAGUCACCAGGGCGUGCAGGGUGCGGGGCGGGGCGGGCAACGUGUGGCGGGGGACCUACAGAGGCUGGCGGGCCGCGGCAUCUCUCUCCUGACGAGGGGAACUUCCGACGCGCGACUCAGAGGGCUAAGGAAACGACUGCAUGGACUUAUUCUUACAUAUCUGCAUGAAGUCCAGAAUCGUGUGCCUCCUGUAGUUACGCCCAGGACAGUGAGGGCGGCGGGAGCCAGGCCGGUAUUGCAGCCCACCCGCCUCUCCUGACACUCCGCCAAGGGAAAACGCAAUAGCAAACGUCUCUAGUCCGUCCUGGCGGCGCCGUGAGUGAGGAUCUGCCCUGCCACUAAAGAACGCAAGAGAGCCUGCUGGGAGGAUCUGGAGUGUUUAACUGACAGCGAUAGGGACCUACAUACCCUGGUCUUCCUUCACUAUCUGAGAGAGAACUGUGUCUGGACCUCAAAAUAACACAAGGAAGGCUACUGGGAGGACCUGGAGUGUCUGAAACUUAACCUAAUCUAAGCUAACCUAACCUAUAACUGAGAGCUCUGGAAUCUACUACAUACAGUCCUUCCAGUCGCUGAGAGGAUGGGAAACUGUAUCCACUUCCCUCAAGAAUAAAUGGGAAUUCUUAGCAAGGAUAAAUGUGAAUGAAUACAGGAGGAUAAGACCAUCAUUGCAGCAUCUCCUCACCACCACCACCACCACCACCGCCACCACACGGACACACAGAGACACAGACACACUCAUCUGUGCAUUAAGGAUGACGGGACAGCG